AUGCAUUCCCGAAGACGAAGUCCAUGCCCGAUCUCCUUUUUAUUGUGCUUCCACCUUCAAAGUACUACUUUAUUUUUGGUUGGUUUGUUAUGUGUUUCGUAUGGAAGCGAGAACGAAACUGAUGUUACGGUAGACCUUGUGGUAUCUUCAACACACGGAUUGGAAACUUUGCAAGGAAGAUUUGACGAUCAUUUUAACAUUGAUGAAGCCAAUGGUAACAACUUUUUUCAAAAGAAUGUAUCUGUCAUGACUUAUGCAACUUUGUAAUUUGUAGAUCAUGAUUUGGCUGCGUACAAAGAUUACUUAGAAUCCAGGCUUAUCUUGGUCAGUCGGGCUCAGAAUCGGUCUUCGGAUGCAGAAAGUCCCAAGUCAAAACGUUUCAUCCCCAUCCCGAUCUCGGCGUCUCUCCCCGACCACGGAUCCGAUUAUGUGCGCUCUCGAGUUGCUGUUGUCGCCAAACAAAACGAUGAAAGUGAAAACGAGCUGCCUGAGCAAAAGACUAAUGAUGAAUUCAUCAGUGAAUCCAAGAUCCUUAAAGAUUCCACUUCAAUGCCUCAGGCAGUAGAUGAUGAGAAUUGGACUUACGCAAAUAACUCAACAGAAAUCGAAGCAAGUACUCCAACUCAGGAUCAAAGAAGCUCUGUCAAAGGAAACGACGAGAAACAAGCCAAGAACGCCACGGAGAUAUUGAAGCAAUCAGAGUCACAGAGAGCUCAUAUUCAUCAUCCGAAGGCCUUCUCUUCGGCUACUGUACAUUUCUCUCAUUCGGAUGGACCUUCGUUCAACCCAACUGUAAGAGAGUUUGACAUUCAGUUAACUAUCCGUUUAGCAAAACCAUACAGCUGAAGAGUGUAAAAGAUUGUCGCAGCAAGAGUUGGUUAAAGAAUUGAAACAAAAAGGAACUUAUAAUCCGGAUCUGAUGGCCUGGGAUGCGACAGGAGUAUUCAGAUUUCUAGAUCGGUCUAUCCUUGACCAAUAUGAGGUAAGACAGAGUGAGAACUUAUAUAUAUAUACAACUCCCGAACUUGAUUCACAUUUUUGAAUUUAGCGGCAGGUAAGAGCGCAAACCUCAAAUCAACAGGCAGUGGAAAGAAAUGUCUUGGCUUUGGAGAGAAUCCUCUCCGAACUCAACUUGAAAUGUCAAGUUAGGUCUCCCGAGGUCCUUUCAAAGAUCAGCAAUUUGACAAUGUAAGUUGUCUAUAUGUAACAUUACUUUAGCCAUUCAGAUUUGAACCAAGGAGAACUGUAAUGUCUCCUUCUUUACGUAUGAAUAACGAAGAGAUCACUCGGUUCAAACGCAGUUCAGUUGCUGAUGAUCUUCUGAAGACUUUCAAUAAAUCUAGAAGUCAAGACACCAUCAGCGAUAGUCAUCAAAAGUUGGUUGGCGAAGUCCAUGUGGUCCCAUUUGGGUGUGACAAACGUGGGGAGAGAGAAGAUGGAUAUCUGAGAUUGUGUGGUGCCUGUCAGGCCAUUAGAAAAUUGCCAGACUCCUUCUUCCCUCCCUUUAUCAACGAAGUGAUGUGUGACGAAGACAAAGCGUGUCUCUACUUUUAUGAUUACCGUAAGGAAUUUUAACACCUACCCAAUUCGAUUAUAGCUCAUGGGAAAUGCAAACAAAAGCACAUGAACUUUGUUGUUCUGAGGAAUAUUGGGACUCCUCAUUGCCAAAUUUGGCAAAAAUUUAAUUUGAAUGUGAGAGUGUCCUGCGAAUGUUUUGUUGGUAAGCUGCAUUAUACUUCACUUCCAUAAUUUUAACCUUACAUCUAAUUUCAGACGAAAUGUCAUUCUUUUCCAAAUACGUGUAA
Bursaphelenchus xylophilus (pine wood nematode) is the source of this 1805-nucleotide messenger RNA. NCBI's taxonomy places the organism in Eukaryota, Metazoa, Nematoda, Chromadorea, Rhabditida, Aphelenchoididae. The record is from the annotation of a GenBank genome assembly.